AUGGACUCACCUGGGUCUCAGGGUGUCCCGCAAUUCUCCAGCUUCCGACCUCCCCCUACCUCUCCUCCGGCCGCCGCUACCGGCUCGGAACAUGAACGUCGCCGUCGCUCGGGCCACCGUCAACGUGCAGACCGGAAAGAGUCUCCGCGCUCUCGUCGCCAUGAAAGGCGUUCGGAUGGUGGCCGUCAAAAGGCGACAGGUGAAGAAAGUAAGGAGCGCCUGAGUGGGGAAGGGAUUGACAAAAUUGACGAUGUAAACGCUGCAAACGCUGAGGCAAACAAAGGGUUUGUCGUCGACAGCCUCGGCGAUCGCGACAAUACACGUUACGGCGUGGAUCGCUACGAGGUCCCUGCGUACCAUCGCAAUGGCAAUGGUUUCGUACUUGGCCUCCCGGGCCGGCGCAUUGACUACGAAACCCGAUAUGACCAAGGUCCCCUUCUCCUUCUUCGCCCCGACUCCGGCUCCUCUGCAAGCACUGCAGCCAAGCCUCUCUCUGCCGGAACCCUAUCUGCUUUGUCCAUCAAUCUUCCCAUUCGCCUCCGGUCUGAUCUCGCCAACCUUGCUGCUGAGACCCAACAUGGACAAAAUUUCAUCCCAACAACUGUCCCAUCUCAAUCCGGCGUUGCGGCAACUGCCAACCUAGAUGAUGAGCAACCGUCUUAUCGCUCCAUCCAUAUCCCGGCUAAGUCCGAAGAACAGGCCACUGAGGAUUUUGAUGCGAACGCCUUCACUCGACUUGCUGUCGAAGCUGAGAUCUUGAAUCGCAAUGCCAAGUUGAACAGCGCAGUGGCGCAACAUCCUAAUGAUAUCCAAGCAUGGAUCCGUCUUGCUGAGCAUCAAGAACUUACUAUCACGGGCGCGAGAUCUGGCGACCGGACUUCCUAUCACGACGAUUUACAAGUUGUGGCAAGAGCCAAGCUGUAUGUGUAUGAAAGAGCUCUCAAAGCUAACCCACAAAAUCCUGAACGCGAUCACCUCGUGCUGGCCCGUAUGGAGGAGGGUGCGAAAGUCUGGGACACCACAAAACUCGCAUUGGAAUGGGACGGAGUCCUCCGUCGCCACUCUGAGUUCAUCACUGUAUGGAUUGAGUAUCUUGACUACUGUCAGACUGACAGUCGGGAUUUCAACUUUGACGGUUGCUUUAAGACUUAUGCAUACUGCUUGAAGAUUCAUUCACGCGUCGGCUUCGGACCGCAGAAAACGUUCAUCAGAUCAUACUUGCUGCUCCGUUUGACCCUGUUUCUUCGAGAAUCGGGGCACGUAGAGCUAUCCGUAGGUCUGUGGCAAGCGGUACUCGAAUUUACAUGCUUCCGACCAGCCCAUCUAAUGGGAAAGAAAGAAGAGGCCCUAGUGGAAUUUAAAAAGUUCUGGGCACCUGGACACAUUCGGAUUGGGGAGCCCCAUUGGCAACCCUGGAACAGUGCACAAACCUCCCGUGCUCCUGCCAACGAGCAUGUUUACACUUCUGAGGCGGAUUCCCGAGACUUGUUCCCAACCUGGGCACAUGCAGAAAGAGAACGGAUGUUCAAAAACCGCAUGCCGUCACAUGCCUUUGAUGAAUCCAAAGAGAAUGACGCUGCUCGGGUGGUCCUUCUUGAAGAUUGCACGCAGAUACUGCCAUACUUCUGGGACUUGGAACAAAGCCUUGGUUCCCUAGUUGAUGGCUUCUUGUAUUUCUGCCAUUUGCCUCAUUUGACAUUGCCUGCGAAUAUGCACACCAGCCGACUCUGGACUGGUGAUAAGUUCCUGCGAAACGAAUACAUGGAUGAUCCUCGAAACACAAUCGCGGACUGGAUCACUUUUCAGAAAUAUGCCUCAACCACAACCGUUGUGCCUUUCGCAUUCCCUCACCAUACCUUCGUUCACACCACCGAUACUCUUUUUGCCGACCCAAAGCUGUGGUUCUCCGCUCUGACGAAGUGGGCUGAAACCACCUCUCAUUCUUCCUGUGUCAUCGAUCCCGAGUUUGUACUCUUGACUCUCCAUGCCCUUGUCGAUGUCUUCAGAGACAGCCAAUUGGCUGAAUACGCCAUUGCAGUAACUUUCGCGUGUAACAACGCUCUGGGCAAAAAGUUCGGAAAGCGACUCUUGAAGGAGCGAUCAUCAAACCUGAGGCUUUACAAUGCCGUUGCGCUCAUGUAUUGGCGGACUGGCGAUCUUGACAUUGCUCACAAUGUGUGGUCCACCGCUUUGUCUAUGAGCCAGAACUUUGACGCUUGCGAGCUCACUGACUCUGCACUCCUGUGGAACUCGUGGAUUUGGGAAAUGCUUCACGCUGGGCAAAAGAAUCGAGCAUCAUACCUGUUGCAGGCCAUGCCUUACAAUCGAGUCCACUUGCUGUCAUACGACACAGCUGAUGAACUUGAAAUCAACGAAACCAAUUUUCUCAGGGUCAAGAAGUGCUUGUUUGCCGCUCAGAAGAAUGCCUUGAAGUUCAAGAAAAUGCAAGCAUACGCAGCUUACGCCGACUGCUAUGCUAUCGUCCUCUAUCUCAUGGGCGAGCUACUUGAAGAAGUCCUCGAAGUCUACAAUGACGCCAUCACUUCCCUUAGAGUCCUGGACAGGACCGAUGAUGAUUUCAGGGUAUUGGGCGGAGAAUUGCUGCACCAAGCCCGAGCCCGAAUCUCGUACCACUAUGUGAAGAAGCAGAGUGGUCAAUUCAGACCUGCCGACGUUCGUGCGCUGCUCCUGGAUAGCCUGGAAUGGUGGCCUCACAACACCAUGUUCUUGUCGCUGUUCAAAUGGAACGAGGCUCGGCUGCAUAUGAGCGAUCGAACCCGCGACAUCUUCGACGUCACCAUCGGGGCGAAGGGCAGGGCCGCCAAGGAUCUGCACGGGCCGGCCCCAAUCUACCGUGUACCCGUCACGACUCACCUUUUCAGCAUCUACGCUGAAAUGGGCCGCCCUCUCACGCUCGGCUCGACCCCGGAUUCAAUCCGGGCAGCCUUCGAGCGAGCGAUCGGUGAUGCUGGCAUCGUCCCGAUCGGGCGAACCCCUGUACGGAAGAGUCCCUUCGAGCUGGCGAGCUCAACCUCCGCGCAGACCAGCCUCACUAUCUGGAAGCUGUACAUCUUCUACGAGCUGUACGCGGAGUACAACGUCGGCCGCGCCCGCGAGAUCUACUUCCGGGCCCUACGCUCCUGCCCCUGGGCGAAGGAGCUGUACCUGCUGGCCUUCGAGCACCUGCGGGCGGACUUGACCAACCGCCUGCCCCCCUGCCGCCUCAACCGCCAGGGGGAGGUCAACCCUUCGGGGUUCGACCCUGCAGAGCUCCGAGCUCUGUACACGGAGAUGCUGCGCCGUGGACUUCGGGUCCACUACCAUGUGGAGAGUUUCUGGGCCGAGUAG
This is a messenger RNA of Penicillium samsonianum, 3348 nucleotides long. RefSeq lists its product as uncharacterized. The record is from RefSeq and is a predicted model, not a curated record. Bases 1 to 3348 code for a protein of 1115 amino acids. Gene Ontology annotation, cellular component: catalytic step 2 spliceosome. NCBI's taxonomy places the organism in Eukaryota, Fungi, Ascomycota, Eurotiomycetes, Eurotiales, Aspergillaceae. Gene Ontology annotation, biological process: negative regulation of RNA catabolic process; regulatory ncRNA-mediated post-transcriptional gene silencing. The transcript has 3 exons.